UCAUUUCCUCCAGCAGGGACAGAAUGACACCACGACUGCAGCUCUUCAUCACUUUACUGCUUCACUUUGAAGCAGGAAUCAGUGAUGGAAUCGUUCUCCAUCACAGAGCUGGAGAUGACGUCGUUUUACCAUCUAACGUUAAUUCUUCAUCCGACCCAUGUUCUACUGACUGGAUUUAUUACAAGAUUCAAAAUGCAGACGUAGACAUCAUGGUUCAAAAUGGAAGUAUUGAGAAGAUGUCACCUGGAGCUGACAGGAUGAGUUUGAGCAGUAACUGCUCUCUGAUCAUCAACAACAUCACUGCUGAAGAUGCUGGUCGUUACAUCUGUUGGAUUGGACAUGAUGAUUUCUAUGAAACAUAUGUGUAUCUGAGUGUUUUAACAGUCUCUCCAUCUCCACCAGAUGUGGAUACAGGAAGGGAGGGAGAUGUUACAUUACACUGUUCUCUAAUGAGAUACAGUGGUUUGGGUCCCUGUGAGCAUAACAGCAUCGUCUGGGUCGAUGAGACAGGAACUGUGCUGCUUGGUGAAGGUGAUGGGUUUGUGUCUGGAGGACAGAACAACUGUGUUUCUGAUCUGAUGGUGAAACAUCAGAGAGGCUCCGAGAGAAGAUUCACCUGCCAGGUUGUUGAAGGAGACAGAGUGAAG
Cololabis saira (Pacific saury) is the source of this 647-nucleotide messenger RNA. RefSeq lists its product as uncharacterized. Gene Ontology annotation, biological process: interleukin-15-mediated signaling pathway; positive regulation of ERK1 and ERK2 cascade; T cell activation. The record is from RefSeq and is a predicted model, not a curated record. The transcript is spliced from 3 exons. Gene Ontology annotation, cellular component: external side of plasma membrane; membrane raft. The annotation marks the transcript as partial. Gene Ontology annotation, molecular function: protein tyrosine kinase binding; MHC class II protein binding. NCBI's taxonomy places the organism in Eukaryota, Metazoa, Chordata, Actinopteri, Beloniformes, Belonidae.